Molecule: messenger RNA, 5501 nt
Organism: Anolis sagrei ordinatus
Lineage: Eukaryota; Metazoa; Chordata; Lepidosauria; Squamata; Anolidae
Gene: DAG1
Product: dystroglycan 1
Biological process (GO): nerve development; axon guidance; morphogenesis of an epithelium
Cellular component (GO): dystroglycan complex; sarcolemma; basement membrane
Molecular function (GO): calcium ion binding; laminin binding
Source: RefSeq, a predicted model, not a curated record
GCCGUUGCGCCUGCUCCCUCAGUCGCUCGGUCACUGUGCCGGUGGCGAGUCCCCGGGAGGAGGGAGCGGCCUCCGCUCGGGCCCCAACGUCGCAGUGGGAGGGAUGAGAGGAAGCGAGGGAGGCCGAGAGAGAGGGAGAGAGCGCCGCAGUAGGUAUCAAGGCAGGCAACAAUGAAUCUUGUGUGAAGAACGCGUGGACUGCAUAGCUCUGUACAGCUUGCUAGAUCUUGGAUCUCCUUUUCUGACAAGAAGAGUGUGCUUGGUACGUGCAGAAAGAAUGACUCUUGGAUUUGUACAGCUAUCCCCAGUGCUGGGGAGGACUUUACUAGUCCUGAUGGUGACUACAUCUGUUAAGUGCCAUUGGCCUAGUGAAGCCUCAGAAGUUGUACGGGACUGGGAGAACCAGUUAGAGGCCUCCAUGCAUUCAGUGCUUUCCGACCUCCGAGAGAGUGUGCCAGCUGUGGUGGGAAUUCCAGACAGCUCUGCUGUAGUGGGGCGCUCCUUCAGAGUCACCAUCCCAACAGACCUAAUAGCUUCCAAUGGAGAGGUUAUCCAGAUCAUGGAAGCUGGAAAAGAAUCCUUGCCGCCUUGGCUGCAUUGGGAAUCGGAGAGUAGCACUUUGGAAGGUCUCCCACUUGAUACGGAUAAAGGCAUUCAUUACAUCUCAGUCAAUGCAAUGCAUCUGUUUUCUAAUGGAAGCUAUGUACCCCAAACCACCAAUGUGUUUUCCAUUGAGGUUCACCCUGAAGAUCAUAAUGAACCUCAGUCCGUACGGGUGGCUUCACAAGAUGCAAAUGAAGCAGCACCAUUUGUGUGUAGUGCAGAGGAACCAGUCACUAUCUUGACUGUAAUAUUGGAUGCUGACUUAACAAAAAUGACACCAAAGCAGAGGAUUGAACUAUUAAAUCGAAUGAGAACCUUCUCAGAAGUGGAACUUUAUAACAUGAAAUUAGUUCCUGUUGUAAAUAAUAGACUCUUUGACAUGUCAGCUUUUAUGGCUGGACCAGGGAAUGCAAAGAAGGUAGUGGAAAACGGAGCCUUACUGUCAUGGAAAUUGGGCUGUUCUUUGAGCCAAAAUAGUGUUCCGAACAUAAGCAAUGUUGAAUCUCCAGCAAAAGAAGGAACAAUGUCUGCUCAUCUUGGCUACCCUGUAGUUGGUUGGCACAUUGCUAAUAAAAAACCUAAUCUUCCAAAGAGAAUAAGGCGACAAAUUAAUGCUACACCAACACCUGUGACUGCUGUUGGACCUCCAACAACUGCCCUCCAAGAACCACCAAUUCGGAUUGUUCCAACACCCACCUCCCCAGCCAUUGCCCCUCCCACAGAAACAACCGCUCCUCCAGUGAGGGAGCCUGUACCAUUGCCUAAGAAACCCACAGUUACUAUUAGAACAAGAGGUGCUAUUGUCCAGACCCCAACUCUUGGACCAAUUCAGCCAACCAGAGUGGUAGAAGGAACUAGUACUACCCCUGGCCAGAUCCGACCAACAAUGACUGGGCAGUUAGAGGCAACUGCAGCAAUUACACCACCCACAACAAAGAAACCCAAAGGAACUCCUCCAAAACCAGCCACACCAUCAACUACUGAUACUGGUACAACACGAAGACCAAGACCUACCAAAACUCCUCGACCUCCAAAGCCGCCUCGGACUACCAAACCAUCCCUUAUUGACCAGAAAGCAGUUUCACCACCAACUCGCAUUCGCACCACUACAGUUGGCGUUCCCCGUGUUCCCAAUGAUCCACCAGAGUUGAAAAACCACAUUGACAGGGUAGAUGCUUGGGUGGGCACUUACUUUGAGCUCAAAAUACCAUCAGACACUUUCUAUGAUAAGGAAGAUACCACCACUGAUAAAUUACAACUGACCAUGAAGCUAGAAAAUGAGAAACCACUGGAAGAAAACUUUUGGGUGCAGUUCAAUAGCACUAGUCAGUUAAUGUAUGGAUUGCCACAUGAAAACCAUUCAGGCAGGCAUGAGUUUUUCAUGCAUGCCACAGAUAAGGGUGGCCUUUCAACUGUGGAUGCUUUUGAAAUAUUUGUCCAUCGUCUUGCACCUGGUGAGGUGGCUCCAGUUAAAUUCAAAGCCCGAUUCCAGGGCGAUUAUAAUACAGUUGUCAAUGAUGUUAAUAAGAAAAUCAUGUUGGUAAAGAAGUUGGCCUUUGCCCUUGGAGACAGAAACAGCAGUACUCUUACAAUUCAGAGUAUUGGCAAAGGCUCUAUUGUAGUUGAGUGGACAAACAAUACCCUACCUUUGAGACCAUGCCCCAAAGAGGAUAUUCGUACUAUGAGUAAGAAAAUUGCUGAUGAUUCUGGUGGCCCAAGUCCAGCCUUCACAAAUGCCUUAGAGCCAGAGUUUAAGCCCAUGAACAUUUCUGUAGUUGGUGCUGGUAGCUGCAGACACAUUCAGUUUAUUCCUGUGAUGAGAGAGGGACUCCCUACAACUGCACCACCUACCGUUGUGGCUCCACCGGAUCCAGAAAAAACAAGCGAGGACGAUGUCUACCUACACACAGUGAUCCCUGCAGUAGUGGUGGCGGCCAUUCUGCUUAUUGCUGGAAUCAUUGCUAUGAUCUGCUAUCGCAAGAAGAGAAAGGGCAAGCUCACCAUUGAAGACCAAGCCACCUUUAUCAAGAAGGGAGUACCAAUCAUUUUUGCUGAUGAGCUUGAUGACUCCAAGCCUCCCCCUUCCUCCAGCAUGCCGCUGAUUUUGCAAGAAGAAAAGGCCCCACUCCCACCUCCCGAGUAUCCCAAUCAGAACAUGCCAGAAACCACCCCACUCAACCAAGACACCAUAGGGGAGUACACACCGCUGCGAGAUGAGGACCCCAAUGCACCUCCCUACCAGCCUCCCCCUCCCUUCACAGCACCCAUGGAGGGGAAAGGCUCCCGCCCGAAGAACAUGACCCCAUACAGGUCUCCACCUCCCUACGUCCCUCCUUAAUGAACAUGAGACGCUGGCGGAGAUGGGGCCUCUAGUUCCACACCGGUGUUGUCUGUAGGGAUCAGUGGCCUGCAAACCCAUUACCAACUAGAACACCAACACAGAGAGUCUGAAAACAUUGCCUGGUCCCGGCAGGUCCUCUCCGAAUGCGUUUGCUACACCAGAGUGCUUGUGGAACUUUCGGGACACUGAUUUUAUUUUUGCCUAACAGCUUAUGUUUUGUUUAUUCAUAGAAAAGAAAUUCUUGGCUCAAAAAGUAUUUCUGACAGCAGGCGUCUCAAAGCAUCUUGUGCAAAGGGAGACUGGCUGGACAUGCAGGCAGCACUGGGGUGGCACACUGAGUCUCUGCUGUUUGCCUUUAAAACUAACUGUACUGUUUUUUCUAUUCACGUGUGUCUAGCUACAGGGCAUAACAUGAAACGUAGCCUAAAAAUUAAAAUCAGAGGACUUUCUGAGGUCAACAUUACGUUUUUACAUAUAAUUGCUGUUACCUAAACUUGUACGUAUAGAUUUGGGGAAAGGGAGGGGAAAUACUUUACUACAAAUAAGCUCAAGGGGUGUUUCCAAUGCCAAUCAGGCUGAGGGACUGUCUUUUUUAUCAAAGGAAUCCUAUUUUUUCACACAUUAUACAGUGAGUCAUCAGUGGGGGGUCCUUUUUGCAAACUGUAGAUGAGCUCUUGUCGCUCUUGCCUCCCGUAGCUCAAUGGAUGCCACAGGUUUCUUUCAGAAACAAGUCUGGAGAGCUCUUUGCAACUACCAAAAAAAAAAAAAGGAAGAAGAAGCAGCAGCAGAGUGACCUUUUGGAAAUGGGGAGGCCCAACCGUGGUAUGUGCAGGCUGCAAGGGUCAUGAUGUUGCACUGAGAUUUUUCAUCCGGAAGGCAUGCUCUCUGGCUUUUGAAACACUCUUUGAGGUAUUUUGGUGAAGAUGCAAUAUUUUUUAUGUAGUGUAAUGCAGUUUUCUCCCAUCCAGACUCCUCCUGGACCACAGUAUUGGAACAGCCCCUCUCCCUCCCCGGUUCUGCCUGGCUGUCCCAGCCCACUCCCUCAUACCGCUCUCCUCCGCACACACACAGACGCAAUAGUAGCUGUCUGGCGGCCGGCAAAAUAAAAAAACGCCAGAAAUAGUUCAUAGUCAAAAUCAGUGAACUCUCAGCUCUAAUUUUAUACUAAAUUUUUGAUACAGCCUCAAAUUGUUUUAUUAAAAAUAAUUAAAAAUAGUAACGCUGCCAGCAGUUUGUAUGAGCUUAGCUUCUUAGUAUCAAUUCAUGGGACUGACUGCUUUGCUCAUUUUGGAAUUUUUCCCCUUUCUUUUUGGUCUCAUAAUCAUUGUUUUUAAAUAUUAGAGCCAUGUCUAGGUUUCUUGCCUUUUUAAAAAGUGAACUUCCACACAUUUCUCCUGGGAAGUUGGAGCUGCCCUCAAGGUCGCUCCCAUGCCUUUUUUCUUUGAGACAGUCUUUUUACGCAUGGAUUUUUCUCUCAUCCACAUGAGACUAUUUUUGGUAUAUUAGAGGGAGGAAAAAACCCUUUGCAAUAAUGAGUCCAUCCCCUGGCUGGGGGCUGGGCAGCCUCUGGCUGACUUUGCACACAAAGCAGACACUUUUAAGCCAUAUUGACUGUUUUUGCAAAGUAUGUUUGUGUGCUGACAUGGCCAGUUAACACACUAGUGGAUGAAUGGCUAAAACGACCUCCACCUCUUGACCUUGCUAGGGUGGCAUUUUCCCAUCAAGCCUUUUUUUAACUACUUGAACAGGAUUUUGCCUAUCAAAACAAAGCUUCAUUUGGCUGUGGCUCCACAAGACUUCUGCACUUUUCUUCAGCCCACCUGGCAGAGGAGUAUGUGUUGAAGUGAGGGUGACUGUAAAGAAGGCUUUGGGAUUUGCCUUUAUCUAGUGUAGAGGAGUGUAGGCCUGCCCUACGGAGCCCCCCCCCCCUCACGGUGCUUGGAUGCUGGUACAGGUCUGAAAUGGGGAGAGACCAUGGAUUCUUCUCACUCAGGAGAACCUGGAGGAGGGAACAGGAUGAACCAGUACCCCUUGGGGCACACUGCUUUUGAACAGAUGCUAGAAACACAGUCCUAAGUUGGCCCUCUCCCCUAGCGAGCAACCAUGGCAGCAGAGUGCCAAAACCUAUUCUGACAGGCCUGCCUUUCCGAUGUCUCCAACUUAACAACACGCAGAGCCUCCUAAGCCCAAAUGCUGCAAGUUCGAAGGGCCUUCCAAACAGUGCCGUUGUCCCUAGCAACCGAUACCACUUUAUACUGGUCAUGCGCAAGCGCAAACGGUUUCAGGCCUGGGCCUACCUGUCACCAUAGAAACUGGAGGCGAAGGGGCAGUGAACGGAAUAAUAACAAUGACAUUCUCAUCAGCCGCCUUCCCCCUAAGCACCAGUGCUGUUUGUUUAUGCCACUAGACACUGUAACGGUGGGAGAGAAUCUUGUAUUAAAAGUGUUCACCAACCACUGAGUGUUUUUAUGUCCUUAUAUAAUUAUUUUAAAAAUGUGUUUUCUGCAUUCUGUAAAGAAACAUAUCAACUAAAUAAACCAGUGUACUUUACUACAAA